AUGAGCCAUGCCAGUACAGUGCAUAUGCGCCGGGGACGGUCGGCGGAACCUUAAUAGUUAAUUUUUAACUUAGAAUCUAUCAAUUUUCAUCGAAUUAUAAUAAAAACUCCUGUUGAUAGAGCAGAAGACCUCUUAAAAAGUAUGAUGUCAGAAUUGUCAAGUAGACAGAAGGUGGCCCUGGCCAUUGCAUUACCAGCAUCUAUGGUUCUCAUCUAUCUCUUAUUCAAGAAGCGAGAUGAUUAUGAUGUACCAGCACCAUCCAAGCAUGUUGCUACUAUCCAAAGACAGACAAUUGAUAUGAAUAUCCCACAUAACAAGGUUGGACCUCUUAUUGGUCGGGAAGGCACCAAUAUCAAGAGGAUCCAGGCUGAAAGUGGAGCUCAGAUCAAGUUCUCUGAUGAAACCAAAAGAGAUGAUACAGCUGACAGACACCUCCGUAUCCAUGGUAACCGAGAUAGCAUCUUGCUAGCAGAGAGACUCAUCAACGAGUUCUUAGCAGAACAACCAGAAAUCAUCACUAAGACACUUAUGCUUCCCCAGCAAGCAGUAGGAAGGAUCAUUGGAAGACAGGGUACUAACAUUAGGAGGAUACAGAACAGCAGUAUGGCCAGAGUGAAGAUUGACCGAGAUGUUGUAGACGGGAUAGAUACUCUCAGGCGUUGCACAAUCAGAGGAACUCUGACACAAGUUGACACUGCUGAGUACAUGAUAAGACAAGAAAUUAAUGAAAUGGAGGAUUACAAUCAAAGGUUAGCUGAUGCAGCUGCUAAUAGGAAAGAAAGACCAACAGGGAAAUCAUCUAAUAAAAGUGUUCAACCUAAACCAGUUUUAACUGUCGACACUGCACCUGAACCAGAAGAAUGGCAUGUAGACACCACUUCCACUGCACAGCCCCCCAAAAACAAAGAUUUCUUCACAGUUUACGUCUCAGCCGUGGAACAUCCAGGACACUUCUGGUUGCAGAUCGUCAGCAGCAAGGCCAAGGAUUUGGACCUAAUGCUUAUGAAUAUGACAGAGUUCUACAAUAAUCCAGAUAAUCAGAAGGCAUUUCAACCUGACAGUCUCCAGAAAGGUGAGAUUGUCGCUGCUCCAUUCUCUCAUGAUCAGAUGUGGUAUCGUACUCGUAUCCUUGGUUUCCUUGACGAUGACAUGGUAGACCUUUACUUCGUCGACUAUGGGGAUUCUGAAGCCGUUCCCAAAUCAUCUGUUUGCACCUUGAGGGAUGAUUUCCUAAUUCUACCUUUCCAAGCUGUGGAAUUCUCACUUGCUAAUGUAUUUCCAUCAGGUAGUGAUGAAUGGACAGAGGAGGCAAUAGAAUAUUUUGAGCAAUUAACUCAUGUUGCCAAAUGGAAACCACUUCAGGCCAAGAUAAUAGACUAUCAGAGUACAGAUAUUGGUACUAUACCAUGCAUUGAUCUCUAUGAUACUGCUGAUAGCUUUGAUAUAAACAUUGGAAAGCAGCUGAGACUUUAUGGGUUUGCCAAAUCAAAAAGAGACAAAGAGAGAGAAAUGACAAGUCCAGAGACAUCGUCUACUUUACCCAGUGCUUCAGUACGGUCAGAAGGAGAUGGUGCUUAUGAUACAGAGAACUAUGCAAGUUUAUGAUGCAAAUCAUAUCUCCACCUACCUAACAUCUGUGCUCUUUCUAUAUUGUUAUUGCUACCCAGAUAUAACAACAAACCAAAGAUAACAUGGGAAAUGAAUAUCAGUAAUACCAAACACAAGUGGCAAUCAUGUGAUCUGCUUCAUUUUUUUUUUAGUAUAAAUGGAAACCAUGACCCAAGUGAUUUGUCAAGUUUGUUGUGUAGAUAGGCUGAAUUUGGAGUAAUAGUUCAGAUACGACCGUAAACACAUUUUGGGUAUUUUUAAAAAUGGUACUUACAUUAAUACGCUAUGACAAUUGUGAGGGUUUUGAAGAAAUAUUAACUUCUGUAAUUAUAUUGGUUUAAUAUGUUUAGCCAAAAUUCUCACCAAAGCUAUUUUAAAAGCCUCUUAUAAGUGAAGAGUUCAUAUUGCUAACAUGUUUGUUCAAUUUAUGAAAAUGUUUUAUCACAUCUCAAUUCAUUUUAAAUAACUAUAUGCAUACAGAUCUCUUUUACCUCUUUAGUUAAUCUUGUAAUUUACUGUAAUUCGUGUGAUAGAAAUUGGUCAGAAUGUUCAAUACUUUUCUCUUUUGACAAAUUGGAGUGGUUACUAUGCUCUAGAUCUCUUUUUCACUU
Molecule: messenger RNA, 2219 nt
Organism: Lytechinus variegatus (green sea urchin)
Lineage: Eukaryota; Metazoa; Echinodermata; Echinoidea; Temnopleuroida; Toxopneustidae
Gene: tdrkh
Product: tudor and KH domain-containing protein-like
Exons: 11
Coding region: 142-1605 (487 amino acids)
Biological process (GO): spermatogenesis
Molecular function (GO): RNA binding
Source: RefSeq, a predicted model, not a curated record